This is a messenger RNA of Trichogramma pretiosum, 554 nucleotides long. It is a transcript of the gene RpL28, whose product is annotated as 60S ribosomal protein L28. Gene Ontology annotation, molecular function: structural constituent of ribosome. Gene Ontology annotation, biological process: translation. The record is from RefSeq and is a predicted model, not a curated record. Bases 106 to 522 code for a protein of 138 amino acids. NCBI's taxonomy places the organism in Eukaryota, Metazoa, Arthropoda, Insecta, Hymenoptera, Trichogrammatidae. The transcript is spliced from 4 exons. Gene Ontology annotation, cellular component: cytosolic large ribosomal subunit; ribosome.
GAAGAUUUGAACCGAGAGGGGCGCGCGCACACAGUGGACUUUUUUCCCAAAGUCUCUUCUUUUCCGCUGCAACCUUUGCGUGUUACCAGCAAAACAGACGUCACCAUGUCGGCUCACUUGAACUGGAUGAUCAUCCGCAACAACAAUGCCUUCCUUUUGAAGAAGCGCAACAUCAACAAGCCUUUCUCAACGGAAGCCAAUAACCUGACCAACUUGAGCAGCUACCGUUACUCUGGUUUGAUCCACAAGAAGAGCGUUGGUAUUGUUGAUACCCCAGACAAAAAGGGAUUCACCGUUGUCUACAAAAAGGCAAAGAAUGUCAACAAGCCAGCCAAGUCCACAGUCAAGAGGACCAUGAAGGCCGGUCCCCGCAGAUCCCUUUACAAAUUAAAGAAUCUGCUCCAGAAGAACAAGUACCGUCGUGAUUUGACCAAGGUUGCCCUUCGCAGAGCCAGCGCUGUAUUGCGCUCCCAGAAGCCUUUGCCAGCCAAGAAAAUGAAGGCUGCAAAAAAAACCGAAUAGACUUAAAAUAAAAUAAAUCUUUUUAUUCGUAA